AUGUCCUGGGACGACGAAGACUUUGACUUACCCUCUUCCGCGAAAAACGAGCCUGUUCUGGCGUCUUGGGACGACGAGUUCGCCGAGACCAACGACGACGACGACGCCGUGCUGGAGUCGUGGGACGCCGAGCCCGCGGCGGCGUCGGCCAAGAAGCCCACCGCGCCCGCCAAGAAGCCCGCGGCCAAGAAGGACAAGAAGGACGCGGCCGCUAGCAAGCCGCUGCUGGAGAUCGACACGCUCGACGAGAGCACUCGCCGCGAGCUGCUGCGCAAGGCCGAGGUCGACUCGGACCUGAAUAACGCCGCAGACCUCUUCGGCGGGCUCGGCGUCGCCGAAGAGCACCCCCGCGCGCGCGCGCUGCGCAAGCAGCAGGAGGAAGAGGCCCUGACUCGCCCCGCCGCGCUCACCAAAGACACCCCGCUCGACACCCACCCACUGUUCCAGGCCGAGUCCAAAAAGGAGUACCAGGAGCUGCGCAAGGCGCUCGCCGCGGCCAUCACCCCGCUCAACGAGCGCUCCGCGCUCAACUACUCCUCUGGCCUCGCCAUCGACCUGAUUCGCGACGUCGCCAACCCCAUGUCCACCGAGUCCAUCCGCCAGACCAUCGCCACGCUCAACGUUCUCAUGAAGGACAAGGAGCGCCAGGAGAGACUGGCCCGUCUGGCCAAGGUCAAGGGAGGCACCGCCACAGGCGGUGCCGGCAAGAAGAAGGCCAAGGCUACGAGGGCCAACCUUGGCGGAGCCUUCAAGAAGGACCAGGAGUUCGACCUGGAAACCCCAGCCUUCGACGACUUCGGCGAGGACGACUUCAUGUAG
Messenger RNA from Lachancea thermotolerans CBS 6340, 819 nucleotides. It is a transcript of the gene HCR1, whose product is annotated as translation initiation factor eIF3 core subunit j. Lineage: Eukaryota; Fungi; Ascomycota; Saccharomycetes; Saccharomycetales; Saccharomycetaceae. Gene Ontology annotation, cellular component: eukaryotic translation initiation factor 3 complex; cytoplasm. The record is from RefSeq and is a predicted model, not a curated record. Bases 1 to 819 code for a protein of 272 amino acids. Gene Ontology annotation, molecular function: translation initiation factor activity. The transcript has a single exon.